Messenger RNA from Aspergillus fischeri NRRL 181, 2739 nucleotides. RefSeq names its product non-ribosomal peptide synthetase. The coding region runs from base 1 to 2739 and encodes 912 amino acids. Lineage: Eukaryota; Fungi; Ascomycota; Eurotiomycetes; Eurotiales; Aspergillaceae. The record is from RefSeq and is a predicted model, not a curated record. Gene Ontology annotation, molecular function: phosphopantetheine binding. The transcript has a single exon.
AUGCUGCACAAUAUCAACUCCAACCUCGUCAUAUGCGAUCAAGAGAACACGCAUCGACUUCCGACUUUCGCACAUGUCCUUGCUGACCAUACGAUUGAGGCUUCUGGUCCUAGCUUCGAGCCAUUGUUCAAGGGCCGCAAGAGCUGUUCUCAUAUCCUCCAUACCUCUGGCACGACUGGCAAGCCAAAAGCCGUCGAAACCUUUGCGGAGGGACUUAUCAACCUCUGUCUCGAUCCUUCGGCCUUUGUAAAAAAAGGUGACCGUGUCGGUCAUAUAGCGAGUGUGGCCUUUGAUAUCUCGUUGGUAGAGAUCUGGGGCAGCUUACUGAACGGGGCGACAAUAGUUUGCAUUCCGAUGGAAACAGUACUCGAUCCUAUAGAGCUCUCUCACCAGAUUAAGAGCCUGAAGCUUAACGUUGUGCAACUCACGACAUCGUUACUUGAUAUCACUGCGUACGCUUCCCCAAGUGCUUUUUCCUCCCUUGACACCCUAAUCACCGGUGGCGAAGCGAUCAAUGUUCAAACCAUCAGGUCCAUAUUUGAGGCAGGCGCACCACGGCGCAUCAUCAAUGGCUACGGGCCCACAGAGUGCAGUGUAUACUCACUCUGGCAUCGUGUCUCACGGGAGGAGGCACAGCGGGGCGAGAUACCCGUGGGCAAGCCUUUCCGCCACGUACAGACCUUCCUCGUGGAUGAGAACCUGAUGCCUGUCAAGCCCGGCGUUAUCGGUGAGCUCCUCGUGGCGGGUGCAGGAGUCGCUGGCGGUUACAUCGGAGAGCCUGAAAAGACCGCCAAAAGCUUCGUCUCCCUUCCUCAUCUUCCGCUCCACAGCAACCGCGGACCAGGACACAUUUACCGGACAGGCGACCUGAUGCGUAUGGAUGAAGAUGGUGUCCACUACUAUGUUGGUCGAAGAGACAGCCAAGUAAAGAUAAGAGGGCAAAGGGUCGAGAUUGAGGCUUUGGAAUCCAACCUUGUCAGGACAAAACUCGUCAGUGCUGCAGUAGUGAUUAAAAUCACACCCAAAGGAGCCGGGAGAAGUCCAUUACUGGUUGCAUUCUGUGUUCCAAUAUCUCCUUGCAUCACCGUCGCCGCAAUGACCAAAGAAUAUGUUGAAAGGUACUCCCAUCUCAUCGUGCCUCGCAUUGAACUCAUGGGUUCAUUGCCGCUGAAGACCAGUGGCAAAACAGACCGCAAGGAGUUGGAGCAUCGAUACCUUGCAAAAGUUGAAGAUUCGUGCAUGGCAAGCCGACCUGCAGGCAAGGAUAUCGGCAACGUGGAAGCCAAACUAAAGGCACUCUGUGUUGACGUUUUGAGUCUUCCCACUGAGGGCUUCGAUCCAACCGAUGACUUCAUGGCGAUGGGAGCCAAUUCAUUGAUGGCCGCAACUUUGCUCGCUAGAAUUAACCGUACAUUUGGAGUCUCGCUGCGCGCAUCGAUGCUUUACGAAAACCCGACCCUAAGGAGCCUUACCAAUCUGUUGGAAAAUAUUCAGGACAAAAGUACGGAGCUUGCCAACGAAGCCGAACAAGAGCUAUGGUUGCAGGACUCGCAACUGGGGCAGCACUUGAAGCCUCUGCCUGGCACAGUCGUCGACUGGGAAGACGUUUCUGAGGGGCGUGUUUUCCUCACAGGAGCUACUGGCUUUGUUGGUGCGUUCUUUCUCGCAGAAUUGUUGCAAAUGCCGACGGUGAAGAAGGUCGCUUGUUUGAUUCGCGACAAAGAUAAAGCCGCUGGGCGGUUGCGCCUUGAGAACAUUCUUCGUAAAUACCAGAUCUACUCAGAUCUGGAUAAAGUUGUCGUCGUGCCAGGCAGUUUCGGUGAAGCAAGCCUUGGAUUAAAUCGCAGGGACUACGAUUACUAUGCUGAGUGGGCCAGCGUCGUCUUUCAUCUUGGGGCUAAAGUGAGCUACGUUGCCCCCUAUUCAUCCCAUAGAAUGGACAAUGUCGUCGGCACAUGCAACAUUCUCGAAUUUGCCAACCACAAGCGUCUAAAGGCAACUCACUACACCUCGACCAUCGCGGUAUAUGGGCCUACAGGGCUCGUGACUGGUACCAAGUUCGUGCACGAGGAUGAACGUCCGGCCUCACACUUGGCAGCACUGCAUUACGACACGGGUUACGCACAAAGCCAAUAUGUCGCAGAAGCAAUUGUCUGGAAUGCAAUCGACAAUGGCCUCCCUGUUGCCAUCUACCGUCCUGGCUUCGUUCUCGGCCACAGCCAAACAGGGGUCUGCAACCCGGAUGACUUCGUCGGCCGGGUGUUCGCAAGCUGUAUGGAGAUGGGAUGUUACCCUCUCCUUCCAAGUCAGCGGAAGGAAUUCAUACCCGUGGAUUACAUUGUGGGCGCUAUGUUACACAUAUCCAAGUCGAGAGACAACCUAAGACAUGCUUACAAUCUGGUGCAUCCGGACAAAACGCAUGCGAUCGAUAUGUGUACAAGCUUCAACCUGUUGAAAACCAUAUGUCCAUACCCAAUGCACGGGGUCACGUACACCGAGUGGGUGCAAUCUCUCUCACUGAGGUCAGAUGACCCUCUAUACCCUCUUGUUCCGAUGCUGAAGGAGAAAGUUCUGGGUGAGCGGACGCGAUGGGAGGUGUACGAAAAUAUGGUGGAGUAUGGCCGUGAGAAUCUGCAUAAGGCAUUAAAGGGCGCUCCGGACAUCUUGGCCUGUGGUCCUAUGGCUCAGCUUUUUGGCCGAUACCUGCGUAGCUGGCUACCGAUAUCCUGUGAAAAGUAG